GGGCCGGCGCCGGGGCCCGUGAGGCCGCCGCGCUCCCGCCGCUCGCAGCCGGGCCCGCGGGCCCCGCGCCGGGCGCACGAUGCCGCUGGGGCUGAAGCCCACCUGCAGCGUGUGCCGCAGCACGUCCUCCUCCAUGUGGAAGAAGGGCGGGCAGGGCGAGAUCCUGUGCAACAACUGCACGGCGCGCUCGGCGCCGCCCGCGCCCGCCGCCUUCGCCACCACCUCGGCCGCCGCCCAGCACAGCAACGGGGGCGGCGGCGGCGGCGGCGGGAAGCAGAGCAAGCAGGAGAUCCACCGCCGCUCCGCGCGGCUCAGGAACACCAAGUACAAGUCGGCGCCCGCCGCGGAGAAGAAGGUUUCCACGAAGGGAAAGGGCAGGAGGCACAUCUUCAAGCUGAAGAACCCCAUCAAGGCUCCUGAGUCCGUAUCCACUAUAAUUACAGCAGAAUCAAUCUUUUAUAAGGGUGUAUACUAUCAAAUUGGAGAUGUUGUCUCAGUGGUUGAUGAGCAGGAUGGAAAAACAUACUACGCUCAGAUCCGCGGGUUUAUUCAGGACCAAUACUGUGAAAAGAGUGCUGCACUAACCUGGCUCAUUCCUACACAAGCCAGCCCCAAAGACUGUUUUGACCCAGCAUCCUAUAUCAUAGGCCCAGAAGAAGAUCUCCCAAGGAAAAUGGAAUAUUUAGAAUUUGUUUGUCAUGCGCCUUCGGAAUAUUUCAAAUCUCGAUCAUCUCCCUUCCCUACUGUUCCUACAAGGCCAGAGAAGGGCUAUAUAUGGACUCAUGUGGGACCUACUCCUGCAAUCUCCAUUAAAGAAACUGUUACCAAUAAUUUAUAAUUUUUUUUAAGGAAUACUUCGGACAGGUUAUUUUACGUCUAUUCUCAGGCCUGUGAGCCUCAUACAAGAGUUUUUUAAAAGUUAUAAAAUAUGCCAUUUUACUUUAUGGAUUACAGGAUUUAUUUAUUUUAAAUAUAUCAUAUCUUUAAAGAGGAAGUUUCCAUUCCAGUUUAUGCAUCAUUUCAGUGCUCUGCUCUUCAGACAUUAUUGCUCAUUUUGGGACAAACCCACAAGUUUCAUGUCAUCUUUUGACUUCUGAAAGUUGCCUUUAGUUUUCUUACUUUCUAAAUUAUUUUCCAGAAAAGGAGUUAAAUAUAUAAUCAUCCAGCACUUUAUAUACUUGUUUAAUUUAGUUAACUGUGACUGCAGUUAUUUACUUGUUAAAUAAUUUAAGACUACCUUCAGAUAAACACUAAACAUGGUCAGUGAUGCAGUUAAUGAAUUUCUGUUACAUGGAAAGGAGCGAUCUACCUGGAUUUCUCCAGACUGAAACCUCUCAUCUGCAAGGAGGGACUUGUAUUUAACAGUCACCUUUUAAGGUGAAUCUGAAUCUGAAACGUAAUGUAUGUAGCUUUCUGCUAAACUUUACAUAAAUUUCUUGGAAAGUUGGAUGCAAAUU
This is a messenger RNA of Neopelma chrysocephalum (saffron-crested tyrant-manakin), 1457 nucleotides long. RefSeq names its product GATA zinc finger domain containing 1 (gene GATAD1). Gene Ontology annotation, biological process: chromatin organization; regulation of DNA-templated transcription. Gene Ontology annotation, molecular function: zinc ion binding; sequence-specific DNA binding. The transcript is spliced from 5 exons. NCBI's taxonomy places the organism in Eukaryota, Metazoa, Chordata, Aves, Passeriformes, Pipridae. Gene Ontology annotation, cellular component: nucleus. The coding region runs from base 80 to 838 and encodes 252 amino acids. The record is from RefSeq and is a predicted model, not a curated record.